AUGAAAGAGUUGGUGACAAAUCAACCUACUAUGGGAUACAAUAGUUCAUUUGUCACCAAUAACAACAAAGAUGCAGGUACCAGCAGUAUCACAGGUGACAACAACUCAAGGAGAUACGCCAUGUUCAGCACUGAAUGGAUCUCUGCCAUCGGCGAGGAGCUGGGCAUGCAUCCAUUGCCAGAUCCUCUCUUACAAAGAUUAGCCGAAGAUGCUUCCUAUCGUUUGAGAGAAGUUAUACAUAAAUGUGUUACAAGACUGAGACACAGUAAGAGAAAACGCUUGACGUCUAUGGACGUAAACACUGUAAUCACCAGCUUAUGCGAUGGCGAUCCAGUUUUUGGUGCAUCAGAAUCUAUGCCGGAGUAUCAUACGGAGGCGAAGGUAUAUGUGCCUAGCGAAUCUGUCGUUAAUCUCACCAAUCAGUUAAAUGAUCCAUUGAAUUUGACGCAAACUAAUGUGCCGUUUCUACAAGAAUCGGAGAUAUGUGAUAUGAAGCUUAUAGAAGCACGUCAUAAUUAUGCCAAACGUGCAUUGAAAACUUUAUUCAAUGGUUCACAGAAAACUUUUCAGGUUUUACUUAAUGACUGUGCCACUAAUGUGCACUUAGGUGAUGAGGGUGUUAUCGACAAGUUGAUGUCUAUUGCUAGGUCUAUGGUAAUCUCGAAUAACGCACAAUAUACGCGUGUUUCCACGCGGACGUGUCAACUCAUAAUUGCCAUUGCUAGUAACAGCGAAGCUGUCUAUCCAUAUCAUCUAAUCUCGGUGGAUAAACUAACGGAAUUAUUGCUGGAAUUGUUGCUGGGCCAGAGUUUCAUACAUCCAAAUUUAGAGGUGCUUUUCAAAGAGUGCGCGCUUAAAUUGAUGCUUCGCUGGCCGUCGAUUGCCGACAAGUAUAUACCAACAUUGCAGAAUGUCCUUUUAAAAAGCGAAACAGAAAGCAUGGAUCUCUACAAAAAAAGGAUAAUGGCAGUGGAAUUGUUAGCGAGUAUUCAGCCUCUUAUAUUUUUCCAACACGAAGCCUCACAUACACUUUCAAUACAAAAUGUUUUGUAUUAUUAUGCUUCAUGUGGCUCGAUUAUUUGGCAGCGAAUGGCUUUAGCCGUUUGUGCCCUCGUAAAAUCGCAGAGUCCUUCUUUAGAUCUCGCCCCCUUGAUUGAGCAUUACGGAGAUUCAUUAUUACCUUAUUUACCUGCUAAUCACGAUGACAAUGCGAAAGAGAGGAGAGAUAGAAAAAUUGGUACACUUCCUAUCAUUAUCAAAGGGAGGAUGAAGUACAUUAAAGUUAGGCUUAACAACAGAAUGCUAUGGGAUCGACAAACGGCGUUUCCGGAUUCGACUCUAAGAGGAUCAAGGAAGGAGAUAACAUUUGCGUUCGCUGGUAGUCGUCCAGUUCCACACAAUAAUUUAAGACGUAUCCGAUUAAGAGCUAAUUAUCAAGUUUUAAAGAGCGACUUUCACGCCACUCUCGCUCUAGUCGCAUCACGCAGAUUACUUGUGAUUAAAGAUAAAAAGAAAGGUCCCUACAAUUUUUAUAAUCUGGCAAAUGUUUGUUUGUAAUUGAUAUAUGAAAACCAAUAUAGGCUUUAUUCAAACGUUUUUAGCAUGUACAACACGAGUGUGAUUAUUUGUUUUAUAUUAAAUAUUAAUUAUAGCUGUAAAUCGUUUCUAUUAAUUAAAAAACUUAGAGAUUGUCAUUGUAUUUCUUUUUUACGAAACUUCUUUUACUUUUAUUGUAUAUGAUUUCUAGAUACCAAUCUUUAUUAUAGUAUCUUGUCAAUCUUAUAUUAUUUUCUAUGACGCGAUUGCUGUCCGCGUCACUUAAGACAAAAGAAGUUCCUAAAAGUUUUUAUGUAAACUUUUACUUUUAUCUUAAAUUAAUAUUUUUUUGUAAAUUAUGUAAAAAAUUAUAUGUAUUCAGUGCAGGGAGGAUUCUUCUAAAUUAUGAGUUAUAUUUCUACAAUUUUUUUCUAAAGACAAUCCUGUAGACCCUGCGGUAGCUCCGUGUGUACCGAAUAAUGUGAGUUGUUUAGGGACGUGGGACGAGUGUGUAUUCUAAUUGGUAGCUAAAGGAAGUUAAUAAAACAUUUUUUAAUUUGUA
Messenger RNA from Monomorium pharaonis (pharaoh ant), 2098 nucleotides. RefSeq lists its product as uncharacterized. Gene Ontology annotation, biological process: RNA polymerase II preinitiation complex assembly; transcription initiation at RNA polymerase II promoter. The record is from RefSeq and is a predicted model, not a curated record. Gene Ontology annotation, cellular component: SAGA complex; SLIK (SAGA-like) complex; transcription factor TFIID complex. Lineage: Eukaryota; Metazoa; Arthropoda; Insecta; Hymenoptera; Formicidae. The transcript has 8 exons. The coding region runs from base 1 to 1557 and encodes 518 amino acids. Gene Ontology annotation, molecular function: RNA polymerase II general transcription initiation factor activity; protein heterodimerization activity; transcription coactivator activity.